UGGAUACAAGGUAUGAAGGCCAAGGUCAAGGAUGGUGCUGUUAUGAACACCCCGGGAACUAGGGGAUUUUGUAUUGAUGAGGUGACAGGAUUACUCUGUAAGAGGACCCUCAAUUGGAAAGUAGUGGAUGAUAAAGAGACGGUUGACCUAGGUGGACUUGGAUAUGUUGUUCCUGAUGCUGAUGUGGCUCUUCAAGAUGAAAUUAUUAAGAAGUUACAUGUUUAUGGUGGUCUACCGCAGAAUAUCCGAAGGUUAUGUUCACAAUUUUAUUUUAAGUACAUGAAGGUGAAGUGUAAGAAGUAUCUCAGAGAGUGUGAGAUAUGUGAGAGACUUCGCACACAUCGAGGAGCUCGAAAAGCGAUAGCUGCGUUGCCUAGUUGGCAAACUAAUUGGCAGCCGUGGGAGUGUGUAUCGUUGGAUAUCGUUGGCCGGGCCAACUUGGCCCCCUAUGUCCCAGUUGUGAAGACGAUCAGCACAAGGAGGAGAAUCCAGGAGAGCUAA
This is a messenger RNA of Perkinsus marinus ATCC 50983, 501 nucleotides long. RefSeq lists its product as hypothetical. The annotation marks the transcript as partial. The transcript has a single exon. The record is from RefSeq and is a predicted model, not a curated record. NCBI's taxonomy places the organism in Eukaryota, Perkinsozoa, Perkinsida, Perkinsidae.